Mizuhopecten yessoensis (Yesso scallop) is the source of this 3162-nucleotide messenger RNA. RefSeq lists its product as uncharacterized. Lineage: Eukaryota; Metazoa; Mollusca; Bivalvia; Pectinida; Pectinidae. The coding region runs from base 24 to 1133 and encodes 369 amino acids. The record is from RefSeq and is a predicted model, not a curated record. The transcript is spliced from 7 exons.
AGCAACCUAUCGACGUCAACUUAAUGUUCUUAAAAGUUAUAAGCCGCCAAAUAGAUAACACGGACACAGUUUUAUAUGUGCUUAACCGUUCUUUUGGGACAAUGCCGAUUGCAAAUGACAAAGAAAUCAAGAGUGUUUUUAAAGAUAUGACAUCAGAUCACAUGGUGUCAGAAGCCGGCUUAGGACCAGAAGCAUUUCUUCCAAACGGUAAUGUUUUCAUUCCAUCUGCUAAAUCGUCUGAUGUUAACUCAAAUCCCUGUGCUAGACGGAGAGGUCGACAGCCGAGUUUUACAUCCAGAUCCAUUGAAGAAAAUAGUGUACAGAGUUACCUUGCCACAGCAUCAGGAAACAUAGUUUACGGGUUGUCUCCCAUGCCUGACCAAUCCACCAAAGCGGAUUUCCACCCCGACAACAACACUAUCAGUGAUCAGACACAGUUUUCACAUGGAGAUCCAGUGCCAGGUUAUUUUGAUACAGACGCCAGCUGUCACCAAAGAUCCAAUCUUUGUCACCAUAUUGGUAAUGGUAUUAACGAACACAGUAUGGUCAGUAUGAACUCUGAACCGACAGAAAAUUUGGCGCAAACAAGUUCUACUCAAGCCAGCUAUGAGGCAAGAAUGGACCAUUUCGUUCAUGAGGCUGGUCAGUUUUCCACAGAGUCCGAAAGUGAGCGAGAUGUGGGGUUUUCUGGCCACAGCACCAGUAGUAGUUGUCAGUUGGAAACAAGUCCCACAGAUCAAGAGCAGGUCGGUAGUGCUUGGAACAAUUUUCCUAUCGAUUGGUCAGACGCAGAAGCAGAUAUUUGUCUGCAUGGAAACAACAAAAUUGAUGAUCUCAUAUAUCAUUUUGAUAAGUUUUUCCGUGGACAGAUAGACAAUAAACUUAGCGAGAUGGGCGAUUUUAUACACUCUUUGAUGACGGAGCAGCAGACCCACGUGAGAUAUAUUGUCAACACGGCGGUCACAAACAGUCAGACUUGGGUAUCUGUUGAAAAGGACACAACACUUGGAUCUCCUGUCCGAAAAAUGACCCGCCUCUCCAGCGGUGAAACAGGACCGGAUAGUCUAGCGGUUACAUCACCUAUCACAGACCACGUAGAUUUGUCUGAUGCAUUCCUGUUCCAGAUGCGAUGACACCACAGUUUCUGGACAAAUCGGCACAAGUGUAAGUUUCCAUUAGGCUGAGUUUCUAUGCAUUUCAUUAAGUUUCGUUCUGUUAACUGUCCAUUGCAUCUCUGUUGAAUUAUUCAUAUCUCGGCGAGAACCUAUGUGACUGUCAAAUAUCAGAUGUUACUGGAAGAUUCAAGCCCACCAGGGAGUACAUAUCAAUCAGACUUACAGUUUAAGUUAAUACCAAAGUUCAUUCCAAGAAAGUUCGAUCGCAAAUAAUGGAUUAUAUAGCACUUUUGUCAUUUGACAGUAUAGUAGGCAAGUGUUGAGCAUCAAACGAAAAUGGCUAGGUUUUGACUUUUACCUAUUUAUACACCUCAAAGACCAAUGGGUUACGUAGAUAUAAUAAUGUUCCUGACAGUGAGCUAAAAUUUCACAGAUUAAUACAAAAGCCAUGCAGGCCCAUGCCUGUUCAUUACAAUUAAGAAAUGUUCCUCGUCGGAAGAUGAAGGUCACACACACAAAUGUGGUUAGACAUGCUCCCCGGCGGAAUCGAAUCUUCCCUAAGCACCCAGUGGUCAAAGUGUUUGAGCAACGUUUCUUUAGCCCAAUCGGUAGAGCGCUGAACUGGCAAUCCCGUGGUCUUUGUUUCGAAUCCUUGGUAGCAUGACUAACAAAUAAUAACUAAAUAAAAAGAUUUUCAGGAUUACUUCAGAAGAUUCUAUAUGUGGCAUUGACAUUUGUAACCCAACUGCCCGAAGGUCAACUAAGUAUAUGCCCUGACGAGUCUGUCAUCCGUCGUCAGCAUUUUUCUGUAAGCGACUUCUACUGAAAAACCCAGCGGUGAAGGUCAUGAUUUGUGGUCAGUAGCAUGCUAAGGUGAUGGGCUAUCAAUGUUGUUCAUAUGAAUGACCUUGACACACUUUCAAAGUCAAAGGAGUCAAGUGUGUCAAAAUAUUUUUCUGCAUAGCCAAGAUGUCUAUGGUCAUGAUAGUUUGCUGGUUGUAUGCUGAGAUUAAGGGCUAUGGAAAUUUUUUAAACUGAAUGACGUUUUAAAAUAAGGUUGUUUUCAAAGUAGCAUAUGUCAAAUAUAUCCGUGCGGGGGCGGUGACAUUUCGCCAGUAGCAUGGUGGUACAACAUGCUGUCAAGUUUCAAAUGCCCUUGGCCUAUUUUCUUGGUUAGGUAAAUUAAAUGUGUUGAACAAACUUUACGGUUUUCACAUAUGUCCUCAAUGCAUAGAAAGAAAUAUUUGGCAUAUUGCAUGAUGGGAUAACACUCAACGCUGCUUGCUGUCAAGUUUGUUUAUUAUAACGUCAUGAGAUGUGUUUGCCAACAGCAUUGAAUAACAUUUGUGCGAUACGUAUACACUGGACCUCUUGUCAACUGCCUUUCUUCGUUUUUUGCGUUACAUGUAUAUAUAAAUAUUAUCGUUAAAUAGCAAUGCUUCCUUUGGUUAAACCAUUGCGUGCAUUUUAGCGACGUUAAUGUAAUGUCGAUUACGGCAAGUGACCAAAGGUAAUAUUGUAUUAGAUCCAGAACAUAACAUGCCUUUUCCCAUAUCACAACCUGUAUAUGAGCUCAAGACCACAAUAUCCGCGCGAUAGCCACUCGGGCUUGUACCGAUAUGAUAUGUUAAAAAGUCAGGUUAUGUCAUAUUGUGACACCAGCAUGUAUUUGCUGUUCUGAAGCAGUAUCAUGCGAUAAAGGAGGUUCAUGAGGUUUGCAAAAUGGACCUGUGAUACAGAGUAAAACGAGGACUGAUAGAGCCAUUAAAUGGUAAAGCAACUAAAUGGCACAACUUAGCAACCAUAACUUAUAGUACCCAAUGCUAGUGACUGGGCACUACCAUUUGUAUCAACCAAAGCGCAUGAUAAAACUCACAAUUUCUCUCAUAUAAGGCCGUUUCAUUCUGACAUGAAGCUAACUGUCGUUACACGAUUCUCUAUUUUUUUUCUUUUCUCGUCGUUAGAGAUGAUGAGAGAACCAGACUACUACUUAAGAUCCUAGCUACGUCCUGUGCUGUAGGAGGGGUGUUACUUCGUCCAGAGUUCC